AUGGAAUUCAGCUUCGCAAUCGUCAGCGCGUUGGUGCUAUUUUUCAUCACGAACUACGCCUGGCGGCUAGCUCGCAAUGUCAGCGCCGCAAAGGCCACCGGGUUGCCUUUCUUGAUAUACCCGAUUGAUCCAAGUAACAUAAUCUGGCUAUUGACGACCGUCCCUUUACGACCGUGGCUGAGGAGCAUUCUCCCAACACGGAUAUGGAAUCGUCUUACGCUGACGAUUUAUGGCUGGGAUUUUUAUGAGAAGCGCCGCCCGUUCGAUGAAUAUGCAGCCCCUCAAGGCAACCCAAAGUCAUUUUUGGUCGCCAGUUGUGGACCGUUGGAGCUCUGGACCGCCGAUCCGAUCGUCGCCACAGAUGUCCUGCGACGAACAGAUGAUUUUAAGAUGCCGCCACUGGUUGGGGUUCUGUUAGGGCAAUUUGGCCAUAAUGUUCUUACGACAAAUGGGCAAAUAUGGGCGAAGCAGCGUAAAGUUGUGGCCAGUGUGAUCAACGAACGUAUCUCCAAGACUAUCUUUGAUUCAGCGAUAUGUCAGACCACGGGGAUGUUAGAUGAGCUUUCUUCUACUGAAAGCGAAGUCGAAAGGCGCUCUAUUGAAACGAUAAAAAUGUUUGAUAUGAUCAAGCGGAUUACAAUUCAUGUUCUCAGUGAAGCUGGCAUGGGUGCAAAGACACCAUGGAAGGAAAAAGAUGACUCGGACAACAAGUCCGAAUCGGGAUUCAAAAUGACAUAUAUCGAAGCUUGCAAGAUUGUCAUGGAAUCUGUUACUGGUCCGAUAGUUAUCCCAACAGGUGUACUUUUGAACUGGCCAUUCUGGCUACCAGGACAUGGAUUUAUGAAACAACUGGGAAUUGCAAAGCGCGAGUUUCCGAUGCACACUGAGAUCCUGCUUAACCAAGAACGCCAACGUAUGUCAGGCAAGGAUGCAGCAUCAGAAAAAAGCAACAUUAUGAGCCAUCUCCUGCAAGCGUCAGAUGAACAAUCGAGCGAGUUAACAUCUCUCAGCAGGGAUGAGUUAAACGGCAACCUCUUUCUUUUUACAGCAGCUGGUUUUGAGACGACAGCAAAUACUCUCUCAUAUGCCAUAGUUUUGCUUGCUAGGUAUCCUAGAUGGCAAGAGUGGCUUUUUGAAGAGGUUGAUGCCCUGCUUUCCCCAGACGCGUCGGAGACUCCAGAGUAUUCUGCUGUCUUUCCGCAGGCAUCACGACUUAUGUCAGUCAUGCUAGAGACGUUGCGUCUGUACACACCUGUCGUUCAUGUUCUCAGAACGAACGAGACAACUCAACAGAUAAAGACAAGUAAGGGCAUAAUUGCCCUUCCGGCCAACUCGUCUGUGAUUAUCAAUCAUAUUGCACUACAUCUUGAUCCUGAAGUUUGGCCCGAUAUCAACCGCGGUUCCGAUCCAUCAUGGGUCAAUGCAAAUGAUGAAGGAAUUCCCGAUGAGACCAUUUUCCGGCCUUCUCGCUGGAUAAACCCUGUCGGGUCUCCACGUCCCAUAUAUCAACCACCAAAGGGGUGCUUUCUUCCCUGGGGUCAAGGCCCUCGUAUCUGUCCAGGACAGAAGAUGGGCCAGGUUGAGUUCGUUGCCGUCAUGCUAAAAUUGCUCCAACAACACCGCAUAGAUGCUGUCCCGCUCACGGGAGAGAACUCAAGGGAUGUUGAACAAAGAUUGGAUGAGCUGUUGAGAAAUAGUAUUCCAAAGAUGACCUUGAUCAUGGACGGAAUUUAUAAUGUGGGUACGACAGGAGGUGUCAGAAUGCGCUUGACAAUACGAUAG
Messenger RNA from Penicillium waksmanii, 1782 nucleotides. RefSeq lists its product as uncharacterized. NCBI's taxonomy places the organism in Eukaryota, Fungi, Ascomycota, Eurotiomycetes, Eurotiales, Aspergillaceae. The record is from RefSeq and is a predicted model, not a curated record. The transcript has a single exon. Gene Ontology annotation, molecular function: iron ion binding; heme binding; monooxygenase activity. Bases 1 to 1782 code for a protein of 593 amino acids.